AUGUUGAGGUUCAGCGCGACAACCAAGAUGUCAUCACCACCAACAGACCUACAGAACUUACCUCGAAUGAAGUCUAUAUGGCUUGACGAGGAUCAGGAAAUUGAAAAAUUAUACUCUAUACAGGCUGAACAAUUUAUGAAUUCAGGUGACCAUGUCGAUGCUAUGAAUAUUACACUGCUGAAUAGCGACGUGCCUAAGCUGGAAAAUACAGAAAAUAUACUACUAUUACCCACGAAGAAUCCUGAACGUAUAGAGAAUUCAAGAAGUGUUAGUGAGGAAAAAAAGGUGAAAAAUUCUAGAAAAAGAAAGUUAUUUUCAUUCUUCAAAAAUAUCAACUCUAGGUUUCUUAGUGAUGCGAGCACUCGACCGGCCUCUAAUGACAAUAUUUCUAAACCGUUUGGCUUCCAACAUAUAUCUCAUGCUGGUUCAAAGGAAAGUGCUACUUUAGAACCUGAGGUGACAAUAUUACCUAGUGUGGAAGUACCAAAGGAGCGAAAAACCUUGAGUAAAGCCUUUGUGACAGACUCCAUUCCAUUAAAACAGGAUGCGGAACACAUGCUUUUCAAUGAAUUGGAAAGAACUCCUGCUUCACGCAGAAUAAGAGCCUCCUCAUCUAUAUCCCCAAACUCCUCUGUAUUUGACCGUAUUGUUUCAACGACUUCUACAGCACCCACAACUAGUGAUUCACCUCCAGGUUCACCACUUUUGCAACAUGUUCAAAGGAAACCUAGGCAUAAUCGUGUUGCAUGUCUACCGCCUACUCUUACAUCCCCCAACGAUAUUUCCUCUGAGCUUUUAAGAGAAGCACCAAUGGUACCACCAAUAAUAUUCCCAAAAAACGAAAAAAUAUUUACCAGGACUCAACCAACCAUCGAAGAAGAGUGGUUGAAUGAACCUCCAAAUGAUACAUCACUUUAUUAUGAACAAUUCACUUCGAGGCCCGCUCCGCUCACCUACAGGGACUCUUUCUUUUAA
Molecule: messenger RNA, 975 nt
Organism: Naumovozyma castellii
Lineage: Eukaryota; Fungi; Ascomycota; Saccharomycetes; Saccharomycetales; Saccharomycetaceae
Gene: GIC2
Product: Gic2p
Exons: 1
Coding region: 1-975 (324 amino acids)
Source: RefSeq, a predicted model, not a curated record